Messenger RNA from Ostertagia ostertagi, 627 nucleotides. The record is from the annotation of a GenBank genome assembly. Lineage: Eukaryota; Metazoa; Nematoda; Chromadorea; Rhabditida; Trichostrongylidae.
AUGAUUGCUGCAGGAAAGUUGCAACGGAGAUUCUGUGUUGACUGUGGUUCCAGAAAUAUCAAGGAUUUAAACUUUAUAAGUCACAGCCUAGCGCACUGUCAGCUAGAGUUCAUCUUCACCCAGCUUGUUCCUCUGAAAUCACAACCGGAAGGAUUUCGUGUCUUAGAUAUCGGUUCUCGUCUAGGAGCAGUCAUAUAUGCAGCCUCCUUUUGCGGGAAGGUAUCGGUAACCGGAGUGGAGCUUAAUGAGGAGCUGGUUAAGCUUCAAGAGGAGGUGAUCAGUAAUUUCAACCUGCAGAACAUAGAUGUCAUCUGUGCAGAUGUUCGAACACAGCCGGAUCUGAUUAGCCGUGCUGAUCUUAUCAUUAUGAACAAUGUGUUCUCCUUUUUCAUGGAAGCUGACGAACAGGCGGCCUGUUUUGAGUUUGUACAUCAGCAUGCCAAGAAAGGGUGCCUCCUAAUUCACAAUCCUGAGAUAGAGACGGUGCUAGCUCAUCUAAAGCUGUCUUUCACAGUCGAGCAGUGGCUCGAGAGGAUUCCAACGGAUGAUGAUUGUGAGAUGUUUGCGAAUGGAGACAAGGACGUCUUGUCGGAUUGUGCAACGCUGGGUUUCUACCGCGUUCGUUAG